AUGAUACAAUCCAUGUCGUGGCAGCCAAAGCUUCGCCCCAAGGGUUUCCCGCAUAGCAUUGAUGGCUUUGCUGCGGUGGCUUCGUUGUCGGAGCUGGAGCAUCGGGCCCGGACUGAGGACAAGCGGGACCAACGCGUCUUCCGGGUCAAGCGUAAGCAUGUUUUGAAAGCCUGUGAUCGCUGUCGCGUGAAGAAGACCAAGUGUGAUGGGAAGCAGCCUUGCAAUCGCUGCUCGGUAUACAACCACCCUUGUCUAUUCCGCGAAAGAAAGGCCACUCAGACCAAAGUAUACUCUCGAGGAUUCGUCGAAAUGCUCGAAUCCCACCAUUCCCUAGUGGUAAAGGCCCUUCAGAAGCUCUAUAAAUUCUGCGUCAACAACGAAGGCUUCCCAGGCGAUCCCCUCGCCGAAGCCCCAGACGGACACCCCCUAACACAUGCAAUCCUCGACCGUCUGGGGCUAAUCAAACAAGCCGAAGAAAACGCCGACGAGCCAGACGAGGACUCAGAGGAUCUGCGCUACCUACGACUGCUAUCAACAUCCACCGAAUGCAGCGUCACAGCAGAGCCCUCGCCAGAGCCAGCAACACCCCCAGAGCCCUCACCCAUCUCUCGCCCUACCGCAAUUCCCACACCAGUCUCCGUCCCUAACCGCACCCCCACCACCACAAGCUGGCAGUGGGAUCCCCAGCCCGUUCACCAGACGAGCUACAGCUACCCAGACGCAGGGUACCACGACUUGAUGGUGAUGCAGCAACGGUCGUCCAUGAGUGCACCGGACAUGGGCGCUGAUAUUGCGCAUAUUGGUCUGCCCUCUGGGCCUUCAGGUCUACCACAUAUUCCGCAACAUGCGCACCUCGAGCCGCCGUUCCCGUAUGUCUUGGAUGGAUGCUGCGAUCCCGGCACCCCCCAACAUGAUGUCAAGCCCGUGCUGUCGAGGCUACCGUCCGGUCUCAUGGCUGAGUCUCAUUCGCAUCCGCACCAUCUUGGGAAUCUCUCGGUGGAGAUGAUGGGUGACUACAAUUUCCAGCAUGACCCGGCGUAUUAUCCUGGGUUUACACCCGGCUGGAAUUUUCCUUCUGGUUAA
Molecule: messenger RNA, 1083 nt
Organism: Penicillium roqueforti
Lineage: Eukaryota; Fungi; Ascomycota; Eurotiomycetes; Eurotiales; Aspergillaceae
Product: Zn(II)2Cys6 transcription factor domain-containing protein
Exons: 3
Coding region: 1-1083 (360 amino acids)
Biological process (GO): regulation of DNA-templated transcription
Molecular function (GO): zinc ion binding; DNA-binding transcription factor activity, RNA polymerase II-specific
Source: RefSeq, a predicted model, not a curated record